Molecule: messenger RNA, 1030 nt
Organism: Sodiomyces alkalinus F11
Lineage: Eukaryota; Fungi; Ascomycota; Sordariomycetes; Glomerellales; Plectosphaerellaceae
Product: electron transfer flavo protein subunit beta
Exons: 3
Coding region: 105-881 (258 amino acids)
Cellular component (GO): cytosol
Molecular function (GO): electron transfer activity
Source: RefSeq, a predicted model, not a curated record
CUUGAACAUAGAAUGGCUACCAGGCACUGAUCUCCUUCCGGUCCUGCUUAAUCUUCGCUUACCGCCUAACUCAUUUGUUGCCCUUUUUUUUUGAGCAUAAAGCCAUGUCUGCAUUGAGGAUUCUCGUCCCCGUCAAGCGGGUGAUUGACUAUGCGGUCAAACCGCGGGUCAACAAAGCUCAGACAGCUGUUGAGACAGCGGGUGUCAAGCACUCGAUGAACCCUUUUGACGAGCUUUCCGUCGAGGAAUCAGUCCGUAUCCGAGAGAAGAAGCGAGCGCCGGGCGGUGUGGAAGACAUUACCGUUAUCUCGGCAGGACCACCUAAAGCGGUUGAUGUGCUACGGACGGCCAUGGCCAUGGGAGCGGACCGUGGUAUACAUGUUGAAGUCAAGGAAGGCGAGGACCUUGAGCCGCUUUCAGUAGCCAAGCUGCUGCGCAAGGCCGUUGAGGAGCACAAGAGCAACCUGGUGAUCCUGGGCAAGCAGAGUAUUGACGCCGACGCUGGUCAGACGGGUCAGAUGCUGGCUGGACUGCUCGGUUGGUCGCAGGCCACACAAGCAAGCAAGGUGGACUUUGGCGAAGGUGACACUGUUAGUGUCACUCGGGAGGUUGACGGUGGUGUGGAGACUCUCCGAGCAAAACUGCCCAUGGUCAUUACGACAGACCUGAGGUUGAACGAGCCUAGAUAUGCGAGCUUGCCGAAUAUCAUGAAAGCAAAGAAGAAGCCGUUGGAGAAGAAAAAGCUUGCGGAUUAUGGUAUCACCAAUGAACAGCGAUUAAAGGUGUUGAAGGUUACGGAGCCGCCAUCAAGACAGGGCGGAGGAAAGGUCGACGACGUUGAUGGGCUGAUCUCAAAACUUAAAGAACUGGGUGCUCUCUAAGGAACAAAUUCCAUGCCUUUUCAGAGCUAGAAAACAGUGAAUGAAUAGAUAUUUUGCUUUUCAGAUCCUGCCAACUUUCAAUUCAAGUGCAAUGGUCCAAUGUGGGCAUCACCGGGUUGUUAGCUUAGAGGCCCGAGUGAGUCGACAGC